Molecule: messenger RNA, 1270 nt
Organism: Populus trichocarpa (black cottonwood)
Lineage: Eukaryota; Viridiplantae; Streptophyta; Magnoliopsida; Malpighiales; Salicaceae
Product: glutathione S-transferase L3
Exons: 10
Coding region: 149-871 (240 amino acids)
Cellular component (GO): cytoplasm
Molecular function (GO): glutathione transferase activity
Source: RefSeq, a predicted model, not a curated record
GUAUCCCUUUCGUCAUUGCUAAGGUCAUAAACGGCUAUAUAAACCCAACCCAGACCAUUUUGUAUCUAGACACGAUUCUGUUCCAAAUCACCGCUCUUUUGCACCUUUAAAAAAAGGCCACGCACACGCACCUCUAACUGUCACUGCCAUGGCUGCUGCUGCUUUGGAUAAGAGCGUACCAGAGAAAUUGCCCCCAUCAUUGGAUGCGACUGCAGAGCAACCUCCACUAUUUGAUGGAACUACCAAGUUGUAUACAUGCUACACUUGUCCAUUUGCCCAUCGAGUUUGGAUCACCAGGAAUUUCAAGGGAUUACAGGACGAGAUUAAGCUAGUCCCUCUAAUCCUUCAAAAUAGGCCUGCUUGGUAUUCAGAGAAAGUUUACCCUCCAAACAAGGUUCCAUCACUGGAACACAAUGGCAAAAUCACCGGGGAGAGUCUUGAUUUGAUUAAGUAUUUAGAAAGCAACUUUCAAGGACCUUCCCUUCUCCCUGAGGAUCCUGCUAAGAAAGAGUUCGCUGAAGAGUUGUUCUCCUACACUGAUACAUUCAACCGUACAGUGUUUACUUCAUUCAAGGGAGACCCGGCGAAGGAAGCUGGUCCUGCUUUUGAUCAUCUAGAAAAUGCUCUGCAUAAAUUUGGUGAUGGGCCAUUCUUCCUUGGUCAAGAAUUCAGUUUGGUGGACAUAGCCUAUAUCCCAUUCGUUGAAAGAUUCUGCAUCUUCCUGUCAGAAGUGUUUAAGUAUGAUAUUACUGCUGGCAGACCAAAACUGGCAGCUUGGAUUGAGGAGUUGAACAAGAUUGAGGCUUACAAGCAGACAAAAACUGAUCCAAAAGAGAUGGUUGAAGUUUACAAGAAGCGCUUUAUGGCUUAGAAUGAAAAUGCCACUACACUGAACAAGGGCCUUGAUGUCUCUUAGCUGAAGAAGAUUGGUUGUGUUUGUAGGGUUAAGGUGCAGAUAUAUAUAUAUAUAUAUAUAUAUAUAUAUAUAUAUAUAUAUAUAUAUAUAUAUAUGAUGGUUGAUGUUUCAUGGUUGGUCUCCACGGGUGUCUACUUAUAGCUCUGGUAAAUAAUGAAGAAUAAGCCUCCAUUUCAUUUUAGUUCAGUGAGCAUGUCUGGCUCAGUGUGUUCGCUAGAUUUCCAGGAUGGUAUUACUUUUGCACCUGUUUUUAGGCUGGAUGCUGCUAGUACUUUUACUCCAAGCUCUUUGCAUGGUGUUUAACGAAAUGCUUGUCUUAUAGUAUGAAUAUAAAAGCUCCUGGUACUUAUGUGA